Molecule: messenger RNA, 1001 nt
Organism: Carica papaya (papaya)
Lineage: Eukaryota; Viridiplantae; Streptophyta; Magnoliopsida; Brassicales; Caricaceae
Source: RefSeq, a predicted model, not a curated record
UCUCCCUCUCUCUCCCCCCCUCUCUCUGUGCAAUCCAUGAACUCAAACGAGAAAAAAUGGCGACAAACAAGACGGGUAUCAUUUCCGAGUGUUGUAUGUGCGGAGAUUCUGGUCUCUCUUACGAGCUUCUCCAGUGCAAACUCUGCCAAUUUAGAUCUCAACACAGGUACUGCAGCAAUCUGUACCCAAAAGCAGAAUCUUAUGAUGUCUGCAACUGGUGUUUAAUCAUCCAGAAAGAAGACUCAAAAGAGAAAUCCCAGACUUCUUCGACUUCUCCAACUUCAAUCUCUAACACCACCAAGAACAGCCCCAGAGAAUCAGAUCAACACCAUGACCAUCAUGGUCACGAUCAUCAUGUGACCAUCAAGAACAGGAUAAUCAAGAAGAUCAAAAUCACAAACGGCAGUAACCCUAAUGGCGAUCAGAAUAUUCAGCCAGUGCGGCUGAAGAGCCAACGAAGCGCACCUGAUCAGUUGCAGCAGCUGAAUGGGGAUGUCGUCAUUAAGAAAAAGAAGCCGUCGCCGGAGAGGUCGCUGGCGACGUCGGGGACGACACGGAGGAGGAUCAUAACGAGAGGUCGUUUAGAGGAGAAGAUGAACAUUAGGAGGACGAAGUCGGAGGAGAUUUCGAAUGGUGGCAUCAUCAAGCAUGUCUAUAGGAAUAAGGUGAGAAGGUAUAAGCUUCUCGAUGAGGUCUCAAGCUAGAAUAUAUAUAUAUAUAUAUACAUAUGUAUAUAAUUAAUAUGAAUAGAUAUUUGUACAUACAUAUCAACAAAAUGUUAAUCAUGUUUAAGAUGAAUUACAUAUACGCUACUAGCUAUACUAGUACUCCUACUUGAGUUUUUGCCAUAUAUAAGAUAUUGUUUAUAUAUAUAAGUGUAUACAUUGGUAUAUAUAUUAUCAGAAUCUUGGUUCUUAUCAAAUAAAUAUUCUGUAACUAGAUGGAGAUUGGUUCAGUGAAUAGAACCCAGAUGAGAUUUGGAAGAAGAAGGUGAUUAUAUA